Molecule: messenger RNA, 1569 nt
Organism: Penicillium expansum
Lineage: Eukaryota; Fungi; Ascomycota; Eurotiomycetes; Eurotiales; Aspergillaceae
Product: URC4/urg3 family protein
Exons: 3
Coding region: 1-1569 (522 amino acids)
Source: RefSeq, a predicted model, not a curated record
AUGAUGGGACUAUUCAAGCGCAAAGAUUCAAAGAACUCCAGUCAAAGCGAGACUGAGAACGAGUCCUUUGUAACGGUCAACAGUGCUCGCACAUCAAAUACAUCCCUGAGAUCCCCAGGAUACAAGGGAAGUGGUCCGCCAGCUUCAAUUCCAGAACUUCCUAUCGCCAGACCACCAGAUCCAGCACUGGACCCGGCCGCAUACCUACGAAGUGUCCAUGCAGUGCGCGAACGCUCCAACAUAAUCCUGAACAAGGCCAAAAAGAACCAACUGAGCCAUUUCGAUGUCGACAUGAGCAAAUUUGAAGCUACCGCUUCCUAUGUCGUCUCCAUCAUAAAGGUAAAACCGGGGAAUUCUACCAUCAUGGGAGCUUGCGCUAACAUGGUUUCCCUCCAACAGCGAGAUUAUGCGCCAGACUACGAGAACAUCCCCCCGCAUGGUCGCUGGCAGCAUUUCGACGUUGGUGGCAGACCCCGCAUCAACCAACUUCUCCAGUCCUGGCCCAGUCGCAUUGAUGCGCAGGAACGCACCCGUCGUCUGAUUGAUUUGUUUGUCGUGUCCGUUCUGCUCGAUGCAGGUGCCGGGAAUGAGUGGUCAUAUCGGUCAAAGGAGUCUGGUAAAGUCUUCUCGCGCAGUGAAGGCUUGGCGGUGGCGAGUUUGGAGAUGUUCAAGUCUGGCCUAUUCAGCAGCGAUCCUACGGAGCCAUGUCAGGUGGAUGGUGCAGGACUAAAGAAGGUUACGACCGAGGUUCUCGCCAAGGGGAUGCAGCAUACAGACCAAAAUCCACUGGCCGGUAUUGAAGGCCGCGCGGGGUUGUUGAUACGGCUCUCCGAGGCACUUAACAAUCAAGACUUCUUCGGUGUGGAUGCUAGACCGGGAAAUAUGCUAGAUUAUCUUCUCGGUCAUCCAUCAACACUUGCUUCUUCCGUACCCAUUGUUCCGAUUACCACUUUGUGGACCGUGCUCAUGGAUGGCUUCUCCCCCAUCUGGCCCCGAUCACGAACACAGAUUGAUGGAGUAUCCAUUGGAGACGCUUGGAAAUGCUCGGGUCUCCCCAAGUCUCCUCCCGCACAGCAGUGGGAGAGCAUCCUUCCAUUCCACAAGCUGACACAGUGGCUAUGCUACUCGAUCAUGGUUCCAAUGUCGAAAUUGAUGCUCAUCCACUUCGCUGGCAGCGACCUUUUGACAGGCCUUCCAGAAUAUCGAAACGGAGGCCUUCUUAUCGACCUGGGACUCUUGACUUUGAAACCGGACGAUAUGCAGCGUGGAAUCGACGCAUAUAAAGAGAAUGCUCAAAUCAAGGGCCAGCCAAGUGUCGAAGUGGCACCGCUCUUCUGCGCUGACGACGAUGUAAUUGUUGAAUGGCGAGGCGCUACUGUCGGAUUCUUGGAUGAGCUCCUAGACGAGGUCAACGCUCAGCUAGGGCUCAAGGGUUCCGAAGAGCAGCUAUCACUAGCACAAAUGCUUGAGGCUGGCACCUGGAAGGGUGGUCGCGAGAUUGCAGAAGUUUCGAGACCAAACACCAAGGAACCCCCUAUCAUGAUACGAUCUGACGGCACUGUCUUCUAA